Rotaria sp. Silwood2 is the source of this 990-nucleotide messenger RNA. The record is from the annotation of a GenBank genome assembly. NCBI's taxonomy places the organism in Eukaryota, Metazoa, Rotifera, Eurotatoria, Philodinida, Philodinidae.
AUGUUUCCAUCAAAUCAAUCCGUUCAAUUAUAUUAUAUGGAAUUUUUACGUUGUGCUAGAUGUUCACAUGAAUUUGAAUAUGAAAAUCCAUCAUAUCGUCCAAUAUAUGUACUGUUGAGGAUUAGUAUUUGUUUCUAUAAAUAUUCUCCAUUUCCUCUUUCAGCUGAUUAUCGUAUUGAUCAAUUAUAUGGAUAUUUACGUUAUUCAAGAUUUGAAGAGCGUAUUGGUUGGCUUUAUAAUUUACAAUCAUGUGAAUUAUUUGAUGAAGAACGUCGAAGAUUUCUAUCAGCAUUUAAUCUUUAUUUUAUUGGUAAUAAAGAUGAUCGAUUUAAUAUUUACAUUACAUAUACACCAUAUUUUUAUGUUGGAGCAAAACUUGAACGAGAAAAUGAUGUUUAUGCUUAUUUAUCAAAACGAUAUCAUAAUCGAUGUUUAUCAUGUGAUCUGAUUGGAAAAGGAGAUUUAGGUACAUUUAUUCGUCUUCGUUUUCAUGAUAUUAAUGAUUUAAUGAAAGUUCAUAAAGAAUUACAAUCAAUUGUUAAACGUAAUAUUGAACGUGAAAAAGAACAACAAUCUCAUCCUGAAUUAGUUGUAUUAAAACGAACUACAUCAUCAAAUUUAACUAGUAAUCUUAUUGUUGAUGGUCUUUCAAAUGCAAAUGUUGCUGACAAACAAAUUGAUGGUAUUAUUGAAUUACGUGAAUUUGAUGUACCAUAUCAUAUUCGAGUUUGUAUUGAUUUAAAAAUAAAUGUUGGCCUUUGGUAUGGUAUUCUUGAUCAAUCAAAUAGUGGACCACUAAAUCAACUUCUAUUAAAAUUAGAUUUAAUUGAACAACUAGAACCAAUUAUAUUUGCAUUUGAUAUUGAAUGUACUAAAACGCCAUUGAAAUUUCCUUCGGCUGCAUCAGAUCAAAUAAAUAUUUUAAAAGAUUACUGCUUUAUAUUAACUACCAGUUUUCAAUCACUUCAAUUGGAAGGAAAUAAGUUCUGA